This is a messenger RNA of Drosophila kikkawai, 3697 nucleotides long. It is a transcript of the gene Sytbeta, whose product is annotated as Synaptotagmin beta. The record is from RefSeq and is a predicted model, not a curated record. Gene Ontology annotation, biological process: calcium-ion regulated exocytosis; regulation of calcium ion-dependent exocytosis; cellular response to calcium ion. Gene Ontology annotation, cellular component: exocytic vesicle; plasma membrane. Gene Ontology annotation, molecular function: calcium-dependent phospholipid binding; phosphatidylserine binding; clathrin binding. NCBI's taxonomy places the organism in Eukaryota, Metazoa, Arthropoda, Insecta, Diptera, Drosophilidae.
CUAAAGGAGCGCUCUCGCACAGCCACAGUUCCGUCAGUAAUUGGGAAAAAGAUGAGCGGCCUGGGUCCGGCAGCCUGUUGGCUGGCCCACAAGCGCAUCGAAUCCUGGUCCCGGAUGGCCAAGGAGCGCGUGGGAGCGGUGCGUCGGGUAACGCUCGACCGGAAUUCGGCAGAUGAGGGCACUCCCAGCGGCAGUGGGAGUGGCACCUCCGGCACAUCGGCCGUGGGCGGUGGUAAUGGCUCCGGUGGCCCGGGAUUGGUGCACAUCCUGCCAACGGGAGAUGGUAUCUCGGGCAGUUCCACCACACCGCCGCCACAGCCCAUGACCCCGCCGCCAUCGGCAUCGUCGGUAACGUCGACCACCAGCGGCAUUGGAAGCGUUUCGGCCGGUAGUGUCAGCGAUAGCUGUGAUUUGCCCACGGACUCGGAGGAGGUGGCCAUUGCCAAGGAGUGCCAGCCCAUCCAGCCGGCCACCCAUAUGCAUGGCAUGCAUGGAGGGAUGGGCAUGAAUCAUCAUCAUCACAUGGGCGCCGUCUCGGCCACUGGAACGGACAUAUUACGCGGACCCGCUGAGGUGUUCCACAGUCCGCUGCAUUUGCAUCACCAGAGCCGCUCCUUCCCGCCGCGCCUCCAACGCACACCGUCCAUCUCCAGCCAGAGCAGCGUGGACAGUGCCCCAUCCAGGCAUUCGGGUCAUCGCGGCUCCUCUCCACAGAUAAGGACCUUCGGACCGGACGGACGCAGCUCGCUGCCCAGUGAGCCGGCAUUUCCCCACCAUUUGGCCAGGUCACCCAGUCCCAUGCGAACCAUUUCUUUGGAUGCCCGCUGUGGCAGUCCUGCCCAUUCGGUGGAUCCGGGUGAUAUGAGAACGCCCAGUCCUUCGCAAGGCAGUUUGGCUUCGCUGGCAGGUGGUUCGGGUAGUGGCUCGGGCAAGGGUGUGGGCGUGGGUGGAGGUCGUUGCCUUUCGCCAUUGCUGAUACCGCCAAGAUCACAGCCUGGAGUGGAUCCCGCCAUGGGUCCAGCUUCGCCAUUGGGUGCUUUACAGCCGGAUCUUUAUAGAUUGCCCGAUGGUCCUGUGUAUCUGACAGCUCCUGAAUCCAGUCAUGCCGUGGGACGCUUGCAUUUGCGUGUAAAGUACGAUUAUCACCUGUUUGAUUUGACGGUGCAUCUGAUUGAAGCUCACAAUCUCAGUCCUAUUGAAGAGGGCGGCUUCCGGGAUCCUUACGUUCGGCUUAUGCUGCAACCAGAAGUAGACAGCCGAAAGCGACAGACUCACAUCCAUCGUGGCGAGUCGAACCCCUACUUUGACCAGCAUUUCAAGUUCCCGGUUUCCCGCGACCAGCUUCAAGGCAAGGAGCUGAUUCUCCAGGUGCUCGACUAUGAUCGCUACUCGCACAAUGAUAUCAUUGGAGAGGUUCGAAUCUCAGUGGAUGGUUUGGAUCUGUCCAAGUCGGUGGAGAUUUGGGGAGACUUGCUGCGCACCAAGAAGCCCAAGGAGGAUCGACCGGAGCUGCUCUGCUCUUUGAACUAUUUGCCACAGGCCGAGCGUUUGACGGUGGUGAUAAUGAAGGCAAGGAAUUUGGACACGGUUCAGGAACCCUAUGUCAAGAUUUACCUGAUUCAAAACGGCAAGCGCAUCAAGAAAAAGAAGACGAGCAUCACAAAGUCCGACGAUCCCACCAAUCCCAUCUGGAAUGAGGCAUUCACGUUUAAUUUGCAAUCAAAUUAUCUCCACAAUGCAGCCAUCGAGAUUUACGUGGUCGGGGCCGGGAGCGAGGCCACGGAAAUUGGGUGCUGCGGCCUGGGGCCCCAGGAGAGUGGAACUGGGUGCCAGCACUGGCACGACAUGAUUAACAAUGCCCGGAAACCGACGGCCAUGUGGCACUACAUUCGCUAGGCACUUAAGGGGUUAUGAUUUGCUUAAUAGAUCAGGGGUGCCCAGUUGAAACCUUUGCUACCCAGCUCCUUAGCCCCCUAGCUCCCUUGCUCCUUUGAUUCUCUAUUUGCUGUGGAAAAACAAGGAUGGAACAAGUCUUCUUUUAGUUUUUUUUGGGCACCCCUGAUAAUAGGUGUUCUACCGUAACCGUGUGUAACCAAUUGUGUGUCUGUGUGAAUUUUCCAUUUGCAUUUUCUGAAGCUUAUAACGAAAUCAAAAAAAUCUCACCUAUAUAUAGAUAUAUAUAUAUGAGUAUACAAUAUAUAUAUAUACACUGGCUGCAGCUACUUAACUAAGCAUUAACUUGCCCUCCAAGAAGCUCAAUCAAAAGUUCCUACACAACGACAGAAACUUCGAAAAUUGCCCACGACAUUUGCUAAUUGAAUGUGUUUUUGUGGGCAAUUGAUUUAACGGAUUUUUUUGUGUUGUUCCUUAAACUGUGCAUUUUGUGCAAUCUCUCGAGAGUGAGCGGUUCCUGGGGGAGAAACCUAAAAGGAUAAAACAGCAAGGGUGCACACACAAACUGUCACCGAGACUUGUUGACAUUUCAAACACGACUUUACCAGACACUUGAGGAGCCGCCUGCCUUUGCUCCUUUUGCUCCUUUUUAUCCGCCGUAAGGUAUUCAAGUGUGCAUUUCUUAAAUAAUUAUGAAUACACCGCGCGGGGAAUAAUAUUCGUAUAGGUGAAUGGUCGUCAAUCAUGCCAGGACCUAGAAGGAGUCGCUCUUUUGUGACGGCGACAGUUGACAAAUUGCCAUCGUCCUGUUGUCCUUUUGCCAUUCGAUCCUGCCGUGUCCCGUUCCGAGUCCUGUGUGUGUUUUGUCGUCGUCGUCGUUGUCGUCAACUGUUUGACAGUUUCUCCCACAGAGCCAAGGGGGAGAAGCGAACGAGCACCAAGAAAAAAGGAGAGAACUUAUGCUAAUUGUUAAGUUGAAUAUUCCUUCCAACUGAGUACGUCUAUCGAGGGAUGCCAGGGAGCCUUUCUCGAGCACUUUAGCCUACUAUUUUGUAUGUGCUUACAACGAGUAUUGCAAGGAUAAUAAGAAUUUACGGGUGGAGAGCUGCUACUGAGAGCUAAGAGGGUUUGACGAUUUCUUUCACAUAAAUCUAUGCGUGUGUUUUUGGUGUUGUCGUACGAAUUAUGGGAAAUCUGUCCUUAUAAUGUGUGUAAAAUAUGCUACUUAAUCCGUAUAAAUAUCGCAGCCGAAUACAAAAACUGAAUGUGUGUGUGUACUUUACCAAAGACUUGAAAAAUAAAGGAUACAUAGCACUGCACGUGUUAACUAGACAAAAAAACAAGUACAUACUCUAGGGAGCCAGCAUAUAAAUAAAAUAUAUAUAUACAUACUAUAUAUUAUACACUCUAUACUUAUACAAAGUUUUUCUAUAAAAAAAAUCCUUCUACAUACAUAAAUUGUUUCAAUUUGUCCGAAUGUCCGGCGAAUCACAGAACCACAUUGCUGACACGGAGAAAAUACCGAAUAAAACCCCAACAAAUAACAACACAACAGGAUAAAUGCUGAAAUACCUCCGAUUUAAGCAAAACAUUGUUACUUUACAAUUCUUAGAAGGACAUGAAAUGUGCACGAAAUAUGCAAAGCAAAAUAAUAACACGAAAGCAAAGCGAAAUGUACAAAACUGCAUAUAUAUACAAAUAUAUUUCCUACAGAUAGUGUUUAUUUAUUGUAGCCUUACGGGGACUCUGUUGGAAGCUAAACCUAAAAUUGAGGAGUAACACCACCUAAAAUAUAAAUAUACAC